This is a messenger RNA of Metarhizium brunneum ARSEF 3297, 627 nucleotides long. RefSeq lists its product as uncharacterized. The record is from RefSeq and is a predicted model, not a curated record. Lineage: Eukaryota; Fungi; Ascomycota; Sordariomycetes; Hypocreales; Clavicipitaceae.
AUGUCGAUCCAGCGAGUACCACUGCGAUUAAUCGGCCUGAGCCGGUUAGAACUAGCAUCCAGGACACCAGCACAGAGAAACCUUGCCAUUCGGUGGUCCAGCACAAGUCCUGCGACCAUUGUCGACACUGGAUUCUGGACUUCUUUGAUACCCAAACCUCUGCGAAGAGAAAAUCGCAAGGGAAUCAAAGGGAGAAAGUCGAAAGAAUGGAACCCGGCAACUUUCUUUAUCGUCAUGUUCCUCUUCAUUGGCUCCAUGUCGAUUCAGAUGAUAGCGCUCCGCAACCAGUGUGAACGAUACAAUCGGCAAUCAACCGUUAGAAUAGGGCAGCUGAGGGAGGCCUUGAGAAAACUCCAGAAUGGUGAAGAGGUCGAUGUGGACAAACUUUUGGGCAGCGCGGAUGAAUCACAAAAAGACGCUGACUGGGAAGAGAUGCUGAAAACCAUUGAGCGAGACGAGGCGUCACAGAAAGCUCUAGUAUCAGAAAAUGUGAAGCAGCCGGAAUUUCCUGCAAAGACUAUCAUGUCGGCGGCGCCCAUGUCAGAUACCGAGGCAGACGACGAACAGGGAAAUGCCGAUAUGCAACCUUCGAAGCCAAAAUCUGCGAAUCUCGGCAAUUUCUUCUAA